Messenger RNA from Hemiscyllium ocellatum (epaulette shark), 981 nucleotides. Its product is annotated as cyclin-dependent kinase 2-associated protein 1. Lineage: Eukaryota; Metazoa; Chordata; Chondrichthyes; Orectolobiformes; Hemiscylliidae. The record is from RefSeq and is a predicted model, not a curated record. The coding region runs from base 171 to 437 and encodes 88 amino acids. The transcript has 4 exons. Gene Ontology annotation, cellular component: cytoplasm; nucleus.
AGUUUUAUUGAGUUUAUCCUAAUAAUUACUGAAUUCCUGAUUAUUCUUAAUCAGUUAAUACAACAUUAGCAGUUUAUAGUUGGAAUCUUGGACUUAAUUCAAUCAGACGUGAAUAAGAGAUUUCUGGUUUCACAGGCCAAGUUGGAAGUGUUCCAUCUCCUUCGACAAGUAUGGGGAGCUCAGUGCAGUCAUUUAGGCCACUGAUCAAUGACUAUGGACCACCCUCUAUGGGUUAUUUACAGGGAAUGAGUAGUAAUCAGGCACCACAGAGUAAAUAUGCGGAGCUACUUACUAUAAUUGAAGAGCUAGGGAAAGACAUCCGACCAACUUAUGCUGGCAGUAAAAGUGCAAUGGAGCGAUUAAAACGUGGAAUUAUUCAUGCUCGAGGAUUAGUGAGGGAAUGCCUGGCUGAAACUGAACGCAAUGCAAGAUCAUAGCUUUAGUGCAGCUGAGGUUAUAUUGGACUUCAAGAUUUUGUGGUUUAUUUUUGGAGAAGGAAAUGCUACUUUUGUAAUGUUUUUUCCUGAUCACACUGAUUUCUUUAAGUUUAAGCAUUGUCAGCUUUGUAUUUGAGCUAUAACAAUAUGGUGAUGUAAAAGAUGCUUUACUCUGGAGAAUACUUGAAGAAAAUGUUGGCUUUUUCAUCCAAGUUUGGUUCUUCACAACAUAGAAUCAACUCAACUGUUGCAACGACCAAGUUGUUUAUUUAAUUGAAUAAACAAAGAACUUACCAGAAACGAUACAGCUCAUUGAUCUGUAUAACCUUGUCAGGCUAAUGUUUAAUUUUUGAAUCUUUUUGAAGCAAAAUACACGGAUACAAUUCGAAAAACAUAUUUUUGCACUUGAUCAAACUGGAGGAAUGGAUAUUCCUGGAACUUUGCAGAACAAGAUUUUUCCUCUAAAUUAUAAUUUUUUUGCUAUUGUACAGAAAUUAGGCAUCUUUGUAUUGAUUUCUUCUUGUAAUAAAGCUUAUUUUCAUUA